Molecule: messenger RNA, 9251 nt
Organism: Boleophthalmus pectinirostris (great blue-spotted mudskipper)
Lineage: Eukaryota; Metazoa; Chordata; Actinopteri; Gobiiformes; Gobiidae
Gene: hivep1
Product: HIVEP zinc finger 1
Biological process (GO): regulation of transcription by RNA polymerase II
Cellular component (GO): nucleus
Molecular function (GO): RNA polymerase II cis-regulatory region sequence-specific DNA binding; DNA-binding transcription factor activity, RNA polymerase II-specific; zinc ion binding
Source: RefSeq, a predicted model, not a curated record
AGCGGACGUGCGUGUGCCUUCGUGUGCUCGCUCUGCACUUUUAGCUCGCUCUAAACUUCCCUUUCGGCUGUGUUGCUGAGAGCUAUUUUCACCCAAACGCACGGCUCGGCUCGCUCGGGUCCGCCUGCCUCUCUGUGCUCGCCUCUCGCGGACACAGAGGGGCUAAAGGGUGACUGUGCGUGAGCCUGGCGUGUUUAGUGCGUGCUGACAUUGCUAACAGUGUGGUAAAUAAACAGCGGACCGUAGGAGCACACACGGAGCGCGGCGCUGUACGUUCAGAAUAGACUUGAGUCAGGCCACAGCUAUUGCAGCGACUGAGGGGUUUUCCCUGGCUCCUCCCUCGGUGCUUCGCAGGGCGUUCACGUGUAGCAACAGGCUCAAAAAUACGCUAUUCCCAUGUAUUGUUUUUGCUCUAUUCACCUCGUUUUUCUUCAUCCAAAUUACGCACGCCAAUUUAUUACACUUAAUACAUCAUGAGCACAAUUUUAACACGUUUGCACACCAUUAUUUUCACGCGUAAACACCCAACGCCCUGCACUUUUACAUAACAGUCCAGUUUCAGCGACAUCUCCUACAACUAUUUGGCAUGUGUCCACGUUUGGAUGCGCUCUCACUCCAUUGGCACGCCGUUUAAGGCAGGGUGUUCCCUCAAAAAGCGCUUGGCAUCUUGACAGACGACCUGUACGUAGCCAAUUCUUUUAUUUCCCUUUCGCCUCUGCGCCAAAACACAACCAAAGAAAAAAAAAUAAAAAAUCACCAACACCAGGCUGGUGAUACCGUCUUUACGCGUACGUCUCGGUGCACGCCGCCAGAUUUCGCAUCCCUAAUUUUGUUUUUGUGGAAAAUACGACCCGUGGGGAUGAUGUCAUUGCUGUAGCGCCACGGGAGAGCAUCCACGAGCAGCCAGUUGUAGUAAGAGUUAUGUAAUAUUGGAAAAGCGAGCGAACAAUGAUUGGCUAUUGAGACAUUCCCACUACGUUAAUAUGUCCAGGACAGGUGAUGCGUUAUUCUGCGUGGGUCUGAUGGCUACGAUUUUAUGAUGCAACGAUGUUUCCUGACUCGAGUCCAGGACUAAACUUGACGCGAAGCCCUUCCUGUAACUUUCCCAUGAUGCACCUGUGAAUCAGAGGGGCAGAAAGAUGCCGCGGACCAAGCAAAACAACCCCAAGAAUCUGAAAGAUAAAAUUGAAGAAGCACAAAAGGAGCUGAAAGAGCCCAAAAGCUCUCAGAAAGGUGUGUCUGAAAUCAGCCGCCGAAAUGUUGACAAGUCUCAGAGCCUGAAGAGGAAGAAAGUAGUUGCGGGCAACCAGCUCAAGAAAAUCCCCAAAUCUCCAGUGAAAAAACCCUUACAGUCAAAGCCAUGUGACUCCACUGGCCAAGAAACGCCAUCAGACAAAACUACUCCGCUGUGCUCCUCUUCCUCAUCAAACAGUCCCAUCCACCACCCUACAGCGCCAACUAGUGGACAAACAGAUAUCCAAAAUGUACCGAGAACUGAAAAAUCCCCAAAAGAAGGAAUUCCGGAACUAGAUCAGAUUAUAAAAGAACCGAAAUCACCGGAAUCAUUUAAAAUUGAGAAGGUGUCUUUAGAAACAUCUCAACCUUCUCCAACUCAGAUUAACAACACGCAGUCUCCUAAACACGAAGAAGAACCUUAUCAUAGCAGUGCGCCGCUAGAUGUUUUGCUAAAAGCUAUGGAGCCGGAUUUUAGCACAUUAGCAGAAAGGAAAAAUCAGCCAGUUGCAAAAGUUAGCGCACAAGCCAGCAUCGGCGAAGUCCAAGCUAUGCCUACGCUUAACGUCGGAAUCCAAUCUUCACACAUGCAAACCUAUUACAUUGACAAACAAGGGAAUUUUAUUGGUAUAGCUGCGCCGAUACAAGGAACAGUGCAAGCAGGGACCCAGACUUUGCAAAGUGGGACUCAUUUUAUACCAGUUGCGAAUCCUGAAAAGCCAAGAUUGCAAAUGAGUUUUAACCCAGGGCCAGUGGCAAUAACCCACGGAUCAAAUGCAUUACCGCAAAGCCAACCGCCAAUAGUCCAAACUUGCCAGUCUUUAUCCGCAACUGUUCCUAGUUCUAUCCAGGUCCCAGUAACUCCAGGAAGCAACCAAGUUCAAAUGGCGACUGUGAUGAGUUUCGGAGAUCAGAUUUCCAAAGACCAAAAGCCGAAGAAGCCAGGAAAAUACGUUUGCGAAUACUGUAACCGAGCAUGUGCCAAACCAAGCGUGCUGCUAAAACAUAUCCGAUCCCACACAGGGGAACGCCCAUAUCCGUGCGUGACCUGCGGAUUCUCGUUCAAAACAAAAAGCAAUUUGUACAAGCACAAAAAAUCGCACGCGCACGCAAUUAAACUUGGGCUGAUGGCGAGAUCGGAAUCAGGAGGUGGUUCGUUAUCCCAAGAGUCGGAAAAAGGAGGAGGGACGCAUUCGGAGGCGGAAGAUACAGGGGAGAGUGAUGAAGAAGGUAGUAACCAUGAACUAGAACAAGAUUUGACGCAAAGUAAUAUCGUAGCAGUUUCUGAAAAUAGUUUGCAAUGUUUAAACCAAGCUGAAGUUGAUCAAUCGAAUGUGGUUGAUUCUUGCAAAAUUCAAACUCAGAAAUCUUACGAACCAAAAGUUACGGCUGCGCUUCCAAAAGUUGUUGUUUAUCCUGUAAAUGUUUCACCCUUGAGAGCGGAUAGCCCAAGAGUUACUAUGGCAGCACCGGAGCAAGCAGCGGCACGUCAACGCGAAUUCCAGUCGGCAAGUUUGAGAUCAAGUGUCACGGUGUUGUCUUCGCUGAAAGAGGUUGAUGGGACGAAUGCGUCUAUAGAUGUAAGUGAGGAUGAGGAUCAACAAUGCAAGUCUCCACUACUGGGAGGGCAUGCACAGCUCCAAAGACAACAAGCAACCGAUUUCUCACAACAGCAGCAACCGAAAUGCCUGCUUAGUCCGAGAAGCUUGGGUAGCACCGACUCAGGAUACUUCUCCAGGUCUGAAAGUGCAGAUCAAGCUAUGAGUCCACCAAGUCCUUUUGUAAAAAUAACCCCACCUGUAGAAAUUGACAAAAAUGUUCUUCCAAGUAUGCCACCGAUUGUUGCAACAGUAAUGCAUGUGCAAACUGCUAAAGUAAGACCAAUAGAAGGGCAGAUGAGACCACCGUUAGAACCGAAAGCAUUGUCAUUAGAAGAACGUAUUUCCAAACUGAUUUCUGACAAUGAAGCGGUCGUUGAUAAUAAACAACUGGAUAGCGUCAAACCAAGGCGAACGUCUCUGUCAAGGCGAGGUAGCAUAGACUCUCCCAAAUCAUAUAUUUUCAAAGAUUCUUUUCAAUUCGAUCUUAAACCGAUGGGGAGAAGGUCCAGUUCGAGUUCUGACAUCCCAAAAUCGCCAUUCACACCCACAGACAAGUCAAAACCAGUAUUCUUGCUCUCUGUACCUUCGCAGUACCCUCCAAUGGACUGCUUGCCAAUAACUAGAAGUAACUCGAUGCCAACUACUCCGGGACACUCAGCUUUGCCAGUUAAUGUACCACCGCUUCCUCACCCAUUACGAAUUUGCCAGUCAUUUGAUGAGAAAAUUAGCCCACUCAACGAUGAUGUCUUCUCUUCUGCACCUCCAACGCCAAAUCCAGCAAUGCAUGCAAGAACUUUGGUUCGACAAGUAGCCGUAGAAGAUUUUUCCACAAGUCAUGACGGACAUGUUCUUCCAACUGUGAGGUCUAUGGACGAGGGAUAUCAAGGACCGCCAAGUAAUAUGACAGAAUUAAUGCAACGUAGCAGAUCUUUCGAACACAACCAAGAUAAAACCAGGAAACCGCUGCAAAACAAAGGCACUAUGUACGAAUGUGAAACGUGUCGGAAUCGGUACAGGAAGUUGGAAAAUUUUGAAACACAUAAGAAAUUUUAUUGCUCGGAAUUGCACGGGCCAAAAAAUAAACCAGCUAAAGAGGUUGAGCCAGAGGUUUUCCAUGUACAUAUGCAACAGUCAAUAAUCUCAAGGUCUGCGUCUGGUUCCGGAAUUAUCGAUCAACAAACGUCUUUCAGGAAGCGUAGAAUGAAAAUGAAAAGCGUAGGCGAUGAGGAUGACCAGUCCCCAACAGAUACGGUCCCGCCUUGUUCGGUUAGUUUCGAUUCAGGACAGUUAACUACUGCAAACCGGACAUUUCCUCCCCAUGCGGUUAUUGUAGAUGUGCAACCGAAAAACAACCAAGCAAAGCUACCUCAAAUUCAACUUGUAGCAAGAGGUACAUCUGAUGCAAGACUUUCGCCGAUACGAGAGACGAAAAUUGCAAAUAAAGGGGAGUUGCAAAGACAAGGAAGUGGGACAUCAGUUAUAAGGCAUACUAACUCGUUAAGUCGACCGAAUUCAUUUGACACAGAAUCAAUGGACAGAGCAUCUCCAGUGGAAAAUAUGGAAAAAGAUCUUGCAAAUAAGCCCAAAGCUGACCAAGUAGCAAAUAUUUCAAAGGAUGCAUGUCAUGAAAGUAAAUCUAAAAGUGGAGAUUUUGGGAAAACAAGAGUAACACAAUACAGUGAAGGAAAAGUUGUUGAAAUUCCAACUACUCCUGUGCAUCAGUCCCGACUUGUACGUCAAAACAACAUUCAAGUUCCUGAAAUACUCGUAACAGAAGAACCAGAUAGAGAGACUGAUUCACAAAACAUCGAUCCGUCAGACAAGUCAACCGAUCAAUUUAACUGGCCGCAAAGAAGUGAAAGUUUGUCAAAAUUACCUGCAGAAAAGUUGCCACCUAAAAAGAAAAGAAUCCGAUUGGCGCAAAUGGAUCAAUCUUCUGGCGAAUCAAGUUUUGAGUCAAGUUUGUCCCGAAGUCUAAGCAGAGAUAGUAGUUUGUCUCGUGGAUCGAGUAUUUCGGCAUCUUUUGACAGAGAGGAGACUUUACGGUCAGAAAGUCCAUCAAGAGUGGAGUAUAUUAACAAAAAUUCCGAUUUACAAGGCUUGCCUGCAGCUUUUAACACAUUAAAUGUCCCAGGAACUAUGCGUCGUGCCGCUUCGGAACAAAUUACUUGCACGCAACCAUCUGUGGAGGUUUCAACUGAGCAUCGAAGUAAGUCUUUUGAUUGUGGAAAUGUAUCGCCAAGCAGGUCUGCGUCUCCAAUUGGUCUGCCAAAAAGCACUUCGCAAGUACCGCUUAUUGAAAGAAGACGUGGUCCAUUGGUACGGCAAAUGUCACUGAAAAUCGGUCCUGAAAGCCAACAACCUGUUCGUAAAAGUGUCACGCCGCUUGAAAAAGUAGCUAACGUUUACUCGCUGUCGCAAUCAAAGCCGCAGCAAAUUCAUAUCGCCAAUAAGAAUACAACAAGUCAACCUUUUGUGCUGCAGACGGGAGACAGGCCUUUGCAAAAGAAUGAGCAGCUUGUGCAGUGUAUAAACUUGGGUAGUCCAACGUUACAACCGCAAAUUCACGGGCUUCCGCAUCCCUGGCAUCAGACAUCGAGAGUUCAAAUUUGCCAAAAAGCUCAACAACCUCUCAAUCAGAUCCUAGUUUGUCGGGAAAAUUUGCAAAACAAGCCAACAGACAAGGACGACAAGGCUAAUUUUGUCCCUAAGUACCAACUUCCAUGCUCGAAUCUUAGAGCCAGCCAAACUUUUACAUUCUCAAACACGCAAGGAACUCAAAUCGCUCUGCCAGUUUUAACCAUACCUAUUGCCAAUCCGAUUUUGAGCACUUCGAAAUCUUCAGAAAUAAUGCAAAAUGUCUACGUCGCACAACAAGCUAGCCAGCAAACUAGUGAAACUCAGUCACAAGCUAGUGCCAUACCGCUACCGCAAAUUUUGAUAACGCACGAGCAAAUUAACCAAGCUCCGACAAACAAAAAUGUCGUAAUGUCAACGCAGUCUAUUGAAAAUGAUGCAAAGAAAGAGAAUCCGCCAAACCCGCCAGCUAGCAGUCCAAGUAGCAACGCAGGGCUAGUGUCUUCAAUUGGCCCAAUACAGUGCACGCAAAAGCUAGCAUCGGUAACGCUAUGCCCGCAGCAAGAGCCGACCGCUUCAAGUAAACGUAUGCUGUCCCCGGCGAACAGUUUAGAUAUAUACAUGGAGAAGCAUCAAAAACGCGCUAAAGACGAACAUGGAGUCGCUUGCCUCACGGAUGGAAGAUCGAUCAAUUAUCUCAAUUCGAAAAUGUCCGAAGUUACGAGGCAAAGAAAACUGAUGCUGGUUCGACAAACUUGCACGACCGAACCGGCGGAUAGCCCAAUAGAAACAGAAGCGCCUCCGUUGUCACCGCCAAAAUCUGAAACUGAGAAAGAAGGAGAAACGAACGAAGACGACAUUAAACCGAUGUCGCCCGAUAGCGCCGGAAUUGAAAAAGAAACAUGUACAAUUAUACCAGAAGAGACUUUGAAUACCACAACCCAGUCUAUGCCCGUUUCAAAGACUCAAGACAAAAUUGAGGAACAAAAAUGGCUUCUGGCGAAAUCUCCUAUAAGACCUUCCAGUUUUAGUAGCGGACAAGUGAAGCUAACGACGUCUGUGUCAGUUGUUAAUACUAAAGACAGCCAUCGCUUGUCAUUUCCAAGUCUCAAAACGACAACGACGUACACGUGGUGCUUUUUGAUGAAGAGGAAGUCGAUCCACGUACAGCAGACGGAUUUGAAGACGUCGGCCUAUUCAACGUGGUCCGUUUCGCCCAAUAACCCAAACCCGCUGGGGCUGCCGACCAAGGUGGUGAUGUCGCUGUUUAAUUCGAAACAAAGCUCCAAGAAAAUCCUCUACACUUCGGCCAUAAAGACGAGUGGGGUCAAAGAUAUUCUGUCCUACUCUGGGAAGCUGAAGGACGUCAUGCCCAAGGUGCCGUUGCCUCAGAAGUGUAAAUCUGCUGCUGUGAGACCCAAAGCUCAGCCAGAGAUCCAGAGCAGCCUCGAGUCGGACAAAGACCUGUCCACCAAGAGCGAACCGAGACGGGUCAAGAUAUUUGACGGAGGGUACAAGUCAAACGAGGAGUAUGUGUACGUGCGGGGCCGAGGCAGAGGGAAGUACAUCUGCGAGGAGUGCGGGAUCCGCUGUAAAAAGCCCAGUAUGCUCCGAAAACACAUCAGAACCCAUUCCGACGUCAGGCCCUACCACUGCAACCACUGCAACUUCUCCUUCAAAACCAAAGGGAACUUGACGAAGCACAUGAAGUCCAAAGGCCACAGUAAGAGGUGUCUGGAGAUGGGGGUCCCCGAGGGUCCGCUGGACGACCAGGACGCAGAAGACUCUGGAGACCGGAGCCACGUGAGCAGCGCCGACCGCCCCGACUCGGACGCAGACGAUUCAGAUGAAGACGACGAGAACGAGGAAGAGGAGGAGGACAGUCAGGCCGAAUCUGGACUCUCCACCAACCCGUCCGUGUCCGCCAGCCCUCAGCACUUCCCCUGCAAAGAGUCAGAUGCCCCGCCAAGCGCCCUGCUCGCUCAAAUGUCCAUCAGCUCCGUGCUCCCGCUGUGCCAACAACAGCAGCUCACCGAGUCGGGCGUUUCCGACACAGAUUCGGUCCCCAUGUUGAGUCCGAAGCAGCUGACGGCCGGCGGAGGGGCAAGCGUGGCACUGGGGGUCUUGGAUGUGCACAAGUCUCACUCGGCAGCAGUAGCGCCCCCUGCUGGAGUGGCAGAGGUGUCAGAUACAGAGUCGGUCCACAUGAUGAGUCCAGUGUCCCCGUGCAGACAAAUGUCCAUUGACUUCCCAGACUUCGAAGGGCCACCCAGUCCCACGGCUCCUGGGAACAACGCGGCCAAGAACGGACAGGACUCUCCAGCGCCCUCUUCUGCCCCCUCUUCAGAUCUGUCCCUCCCCGUCGACCGCGGGACCCAGACGUCCAUCUUCCCCUGUCACACUCCUCUCCUCUUCCCCCAAAACCCCUCUCCUGCGCCCUCUGCCGGCCCCUCCGCUCUGCCCCUCAACGGAGAGACCCACCUCUUCAGCCACCUCCCCCUCCACUCCCAGCAACCCCCGCGCUCCAACUACAACAUGCUGCCAGUAGGGGGCAUCCAGCUGGUCCCCGCCGGUUUAGCCGCUUACUCUACGUUUGUGCCAAUCCAAGCCGGGCAAGUUCAGCUCACCAUACCUGCCGUCGGGGUGAUCCACCGUAACACGAGCCCUCUACCGGCCCCGAAUAUGUCUCCGCAGCCGGGGGAGGGCAUCCAGAGUAAUCCCGUUUUGGUGCAAGACCCAGCUGGCGUAGUUCCUUGCUUCCCUGUGGCGCAAACGCUACAGCCGCUGAACUUAGAGACGCUGAACAUCAUGGGAAUCGCAAAUACGGGGCUAGCGUCGACGCAGCUGCUCCAACAACAAGGCCUGACGCUAAACGCCACGCUGGGUUUGCAAGUUUUAGCGGCGAGCCCGACGUCUCAAAGUAGCACGCAAGUACCGGGGUUGCAAAUAGUUAAUAUCGCUUUACCGGCGAUUAUACCGUCCAUGAGUCCCAUCCCGGCUCUGAGUCCGUUACCAGCGGGAGCAGAGAGGCAAGGGAGCCCGGAAGCGCAACCGGAACGCGGGCAAAGUCCGGUGAAAAUGCCAGUAUCGCCCGCUCCCAUGGUGGCCAACAGUCCUCCGAUGUUAAGCGCCAGCCCUGCACACGUUUGCAGCGACGCAAAACCAGCAGAUAAACAGGAAGUGAACGCAUUCACAGAGCAAAAAUUAUCACCAGUUCCUGAAAGCCAGAUCAUGAAACCCGCCAAAACGUGGCAGAAAUCGACGGAGGAUUACAACGAAGCGUCCAGCGAUGAUGAGGAUCGGUUGGUCAUCGCCACCUGAACGAGAACGUGAAAUUUUUGUAACUUUUGUCACUUUUAAAGACUUUUGAAAAACACUUCUUCAGGGGUUUGUGUGUUUGCAAAUCGCUGUCAAAAAGCACAGAUGCUGACAUUCGUAACAACGGUGCAAUCUUAUCAAUUAUUAUUAUUACGACCAAUUAUUUUUACGUUUUGUCACUUUUUGUUUUGACUUUUCUUUUUGUAAAUGUUGUAUAGACAAUUGUGCCUUUAUGGAGUAACUUGUACAUAUUUUCUUUGCGUAGUGGCUUGUGUAAUUUGAGAAUUCUGAUCUUUUUUUUUUUUUUCGUAAAUUGGAUGGAUUGUAUCAGUAAUUGUACAUUUCUCUGGACGGGAGCAGCGUGUGUACAGAUGUGAUGUUAUAUAUUUAUUCUGCUCCUCCGAGUGGUGUUUCAGUCCAUAGGUUCAUGUGCAUUAUGAUGGUAGCUCUACAUGGCUGUAUCAAUAUUCUUAAAUGUAUCAGUAAAAUAUUUGGUAAUAAAAUACAAGUGAUGUCACGGAA